This is a messenger RNA of Doryrhamphus excisus (bluestripe pipefish), 972 nucleotides long. It is a transcript of the gene cetn4, whose product is annotated as centrin 4. NCBI's taxonomy places the organism in Eukaryota, Metazoa, Chordata, Actinopteri, Syngnathiformes, Syngnathidae. Gene Ontology annotation, cellular component: myosin II complex. Gene Ontology annotation, molecular function: calcium ion binding. The record is from RefSeq and is a predicted model, not a curated record.
CGUCCCUGUUGGGAGAAUCUACCCACUUGUUGAAUAGUUUUGUUGUGGACGUCCGCACAACGAUCGCCUUACCUUGACGACUGAAUUAAAGCUCAAUCAACACAAGGCGUUACGCCAUCCGCGUUAACCCGCAACACACGCAACGAAGACUAUCGAUAAUAUUGCAUUUGCGGCGGAUUGGAGAAGCGGGUGUUCGUCACUUGUGAGCGGUAAAACCGAACGCAUCUUUUUUCUUUCACUUCCGGUGUCUCGGUGAUAAGUUUGCAUCCGCUAAAGUCCUCCCGGGAAACAACUUUAAAUGGCGACAUCUUACCGGAAAGCAGCCCCGUCGACCAGCCUGAAGAAGAAAACCGCUUCGAAGAUUGAGCUGAGCGAGGAACAGAAGCAGGAGAUCAAGGAGGCGUUUGACCUCUUUGACACCGAUGGAACUGGCAAGAUUGACGUCAAAGAACUCAAGGUUGCCAUGAGAGCGCUUGGUUUCGAACCCAAGAAGGAAGAAAUCAAGAAGAUGAUCGCAGACAUUGACAAAGAAGGUUCCGGAACAAUCGACUACAAUGACUUCCUCUGCAUGAUGUCUCUGAAAAUGAGUGAAAAGGAUUCCAAGGAAGAGAUCCUGAAAGCCUUCCGACUGUUUGACGACGACUGCACGGGGAAAAUCUCCUUCAAGAAUCUGAAGAGGGUCGCCAAGGAGCUGGGAGAGAACCUCACUGAUGAAGAGCUGCAGGAGAUGAUCGACGAGGCGGAUCGAGACGGAGACGGCGAAGUCAACGAGCAGGAGUUUUUGCGAAUAAUGAAGAAAACCAACCUCUACUGAACCCGACAUUGUUCGAUUCUUUACCUUCUGCCUCAGUUUUAUUAUGAACACUUAGUUGUUUGGUUUGUAAAUAGACGCUUCUAUAACAUUCUGUUAUUCUGUAUCUUGAUGUGUUUUUCUAAAGUGAAAUAAAUGUUUUGGAACAUAAACGUAGAACU